ACCCCGUUUCCAUCCUUGUUCGCUUGUCACUUAUUAGAUCAGGGGCGGGAAGAACAUGACAAAUCGGAAGGUUCACGCGUGACCGCGAGCGUGCCACGCAAGGGCGAGGGAGCCCGCGAGGCGGAAUGCGCCUCGAGAUCUCCUCUGCGCGGCUCGCGGGUCAGACCAUCAGAAGCAGAAAGUCGCAUUAGUAAAUUCAAUCAUCGUCCCCGCCUGCAAAAGAUCUGCCGUGGCCUCCUCGUUUACCUAUUGCUGGUUCUCAAAUCGCACGCCCUCACUGCUAGUGCUAGGCUCCCCUUCGCGCGCGCGCGCAGUUAUUACCCGUCCACGGCCGCGUGUUCGCAAGUAUCCAGAUCCGGCUCCCCACCUCCGGCGACCACCGCGCAGAGAACAAUUCCGUCCAACGGGAAACCCCGCGAUAAAUCGCCGCGCCCAUCGUUUGGCGUCCCCCACAGCACCGAAUUCACCAGGGCUGGAGGAAGUGUCUGAAAGGCUGCGCACGGAACUACUACUAUGCGAAGCGGCUGUCAUUGGUCCUGAUGGGAUGCCCUCACUGCUAACAAUUGACGUUUUCUUUUCUUCUGUCCAUGGCGGCGUUUAGUUCGUGCAAUGACUUCUUACGCUAGCAUAGGACGCGUGCUCCGGCGAGGUGACUAACUAAUUCCAUUAUUUUUCUUUGCUAUUUUUUUAUAAAAAAAACAGACUCAGCAACGCUUCAUGUGACUGAUUGGUUGGCUGCGCCGGCUCUCUAGCACCGAGUUCAGGGAGCACCGACUUGUUCGUUCGUCUUGAGGCUCUGGAGCUCUGUCACGUUGUGGUAGUUGAGAGGGAUCUGUCCAAUUUGCAUAGCUGCGAAGGAAGAUUCCUGAGAUGUCUAAUCUCUCACACACCUCAAAGGAAGAUACUUCACCUGAGGGUUCAGGUACUACCGAGAGAACUGGAGCCUGGAGUAACAUGUUGAACACUCUUAUGCAGCAAGCCUCAAUCUAUGGUGUGGCUGCUGGGUAUUGUUUAUCAGCGUCGCUGCUCUCGAUCAUCAACAAAUGGGCAAUCAUGAAAUUUCCAUAUCCUGGAGCCCUGACAGCUCUGCAGUAUUUCACUAGUGUUGCUGGAGUUCUCCUAUGCGGACAGCUCAAGCUCAUUGAGCAUGACGGCCUUAAUUUGAGGACAAUGUGGAAGUUCUUACCUGCUGCUGUGAUGUUCUAUAUCUCCAUCUUCACAAACAGUGAACUCCUGCUUCACGCCAACGUGGAUACUUUCAUUGUGUUCCGCUCUGCUGUGCCUAUAUUUGUCGCGAUAGGAGAGACGUUGUAUCUCCAUCAGCCAUGGCCAUCACUCAAGACAUGGCUUUCACUCUCCACAAUACUUGGUGGAAGUGUGAUCUAUGUUUUCACAGACAACCAAUUCACUGUGACUGCUUACACCUGGGCAGUGGCCUACCUAGCAAGCAUGUCCAUUGAUUUCGUGUACAUCAAGCAUGUUGUAAUGACCAUUGGGCUGAACACAUGGGGCCUUGUGCUAUACAACAACCUUGAGGCUUUGAUGCUAUUCCCACUCGAGCUUCUAGUAAUGGGAGAAUUUGAUCAGAUGAAGGUCGACAGCUCCAAAGUGUCAAACUGGCUUUCAUUUGAUGUGGUCCUCCCUGUUGCUCUCUCAUGCCUGUUUGGACUAUCAAUAUCCUUCUUCGGAUUCUCCUGCAGACGAGCUAUUUCUGCUACUGGGUUCACAGUGCUUGGCAUAGUGAACAAGCUCCUAACUGUUGUGAUUAAUUUGCUUAUCUGGGACAAGCAUGCCUCUUUUGUGGGUACCAUUGGGCUCUUGAUAUGCAUGUCAGGUGGUGUGCUCUAUCAGCAAUCCACCACGAAACCGAAGGCACCCAAGGUUGAGCCGAAGGAAGAGAACGACGAGGAGCAGCAGAAAUUGCUGCAGAUGCAGGGAGUUCAAGAGAGUUCAUAAACCUUACAAAGAAAGUACAACUACAAAGAAGCAUAUGGCUAGUACUCGGAAAGAGGACAGCCUCACCUGAGCGUUUUUGUAUUGACUAGUACUUGGGAAGAAGCAUAUGGAUGAAUGUAGUCAUGAACUAGGAGCUACAAAAUCCCAUGUUUUAGAUAUUAGAAGUCAUGGAGGGGACCUAAUUAUCACUGUGCAAUUCUUUAUUACUAUACUACCACUUCCAUUUGUAACGCAAAAUUGUUAUGAUAGGAUGGCAAAUAUACCUGCAUUGAAUACUUCCUAUACGAAAGCAUCUAUCUCAUACAGUUCGGUGACGGUGAUACUA
Zea mays is the source of this 2281-nucleotide messenger RNA. RefSeq lists its product as uncharacterized. The record is from RefSeq and is a predicted model, not a curated record. The transcript has 3 exons. The coding region runs from base 871 to 1956 and encodes 361 amino acids. Lineage: Eukaryota; Viridiplantae; Streptophyta; Magnoliopsida; Poales; Poaceae.